UAACCGGUUCAACAAAUCACCUAACCUUAAUGUUCUAAGUCGCAAUUCAAGUAAUCACAGUUGUACAUAAUGGCGAAAAUUGAUAAUAUUCUUUUAAAAACCAAGUUUCGAGGGUCGAUGCUGGGGUCCCUCGUCGGUGACUGCCUUGGAGGACCAUUUGAAGGUGAUGAAUUCACACAUGGCAUCAUAAACACAGUUCAAAAGUGUUUUGAUAAACUAGAUGGACCUUAUUUUAAAUCUCCAUACAGAUCUUACUCAGAUGAUACUGUGAUGACAAAAGGAACUGCUCAAACACUGAUUGACAAACCUGCUGUUGACUACAAGUACAUGGCUCAGUUAUAUGUCCAAGAGUAUUUCAAGGAACCCAAGCGUGGAUAUGGGCAUAAUGUUGUUGAAACAUUCAAGAAAUUAAAGCACACCAAUUUUGUUGAUAUUUAUUUGCCUGCCAAAGAGCAGUUUAAUGGGACUGGAUCAUUUGGAAAUGGAGGUGCUAUGAGAAUAAGUCCUAUUGCAUUAUAUUUUCACAACAAUUAUGCUGGAAUGGUGGAAGCAGCAAAGAAAUCAACAGAGAUUACACAUACACACCUGCUGGGUAUAAAUGGGGCUUUGUUGCAAUGUAUUGCCGUUCAUCAGAGUUUGCAGGCUGAUCCAAAAGUGUCUCUAGAUGUUUACAAGUUCUUGGCAGAUUUAGAUGAAAAAAUGAAGCAAAUUGAAGACCGUAAUGUACCGUCCAGAAAUAGUGAUGAAGAUCCUUUCCCUUACAAAACUCAACUGCAGAUGAUUAAACAAUUAUUGCAAGCUGACAAACCUGACGAUCCCAUUAGAAUUGAGGAAAUCAUCGGGGUGCUGGGUAACACCGUGAAUGCACUAUAUUCUGUGCCAACUGCAAUAUAUUGUUUCCUUAAGGCGCACACUGGCUUUCCUGAGGUCAAGUGUGACAAUAUUUUUCGCCGUGCAAUUCAAUACGCAUGUGCGAUGGGUGGUGACACCGACACCAUUGCGUCAAUGGCUGGUGCAAUAACGGGCGCAUAUUACGGCGAAGAAAUAAUUAGCGAGAACUUAGUUAAGCAUUGCGAAGAUCACAAAGACAUUUUAAAACUUGCUGAUCAAUUAUUUGAUGCUUCUCAAGCGCACACUGGCUAAAUCUUCAGGUUUAAUUAUUUAUUAAAUGUAAAUAAAAAUUUAAGCGUUUAGUUUCUCGGUUUAGCAUACGUUUGGCGAUCUUAAAGUUAAAAGCAAUGUACUACACCAACCCUAGAUUCAAUUGAAAAUUUAUUGACACAAAUAAAGUAUAUAUAAGUAAACGUAA
Molecule: messenger RNA, 1309 nt
Organism: Dalotia coriaria
Lineage: Eukaryota; Metazoa; Arthropoda; Insecta; Coleoptera; Staphylinidae
Product: ADP-ribosylhydrolase ARH3-like
Exons: 4
Coding region: 70-1143 (357 amino acids)
Cellular component (GO): mitochondrion; nucleus
Source: RefSeq, a predicted model, not a curated record